GGGACGUUGAGGACUGCCAUGAAUUUGAUCUUUGAGAAAAUAUUUGACAAAAUCAAAGAUGGAAGAAAAGGUUUCAGUGGGCUGCAGAGCCCAGACACGGAAAGAGGACAAACGCUGUCUUCAAGAGCUGAGGAUCGUCCUCCUGGGACACGACUGGUUGGAAAAGACUCUGACAGGAAACACCCUCCUAGGCCAGAAGAUGUUUGACAUCAGCAGAGACGUGAAGAUGUGUGUUAGGAGACAGGGUGUUCUUUAUGACGGCCGUGAAGUUAUUGUCAUCAACAGCCCUGAAAGGUGGAUUCACUAUUCUGUCCGGGACCCCGGCCUGGUGAACGACAACAUGGCAGCCUGCAUGGCCAUGUGCCAACCAGGCCCUCACGCCUUCCUCAUGGUCAUACCCAUCAGCUCUCACCGAGGCAGGGAGUGGACAGUCGAGGGGCCUCUUGAGCUGCUUAAUGACACAGUGUGGAGAAAUACAAUAGUAAUAUUCACCAGAUGUGAGAGACUGAGAGGGUCUUCCAUAGAGAGCUACGCUAGAAAACACAGGUUUCUCAGAGCAGUUCUGGAGAGGUGUGGACAUAGAUACCACCUUCUAGACACGAGCAUCUGGGGAGAAGAUGAUGAUGCUCAGGUUGCAGAACUUUUGGAGAAGAUUGAUGCAAUGCUUCAAGGAAACAUGAAGGCAGGAGAUGUUGGUUAUGUUGCUACAAAUGAGGAAGUCUCUAGAAUAACUGGGAGAGAAAAGAAAGAGGUAGAAGAGAGGGCGAUUCUGAGGCGAAUGAAUGUGCAGACGACCAGAAGUACACUCAGAUCUCUUAUGGGAGAGGCUGCUCCGACCUCAAUGCUUCGACUUCUCCUCUUGGGACCACAGCAGGUUGGGAAGAGCUCAGCAGGAAACACCAUUCUUGGAGAGGAAGUAUUUCCUGUUGGACAUUCAACAUCACAGUGCACUGAGAGACGAGGUGAUGUUCAUAAAAGGCAAGUCACUGUGGUUGAGGCUCCUGGCUGGUAUGGGAGAUACUGCUCACAGGACACUCCACAGGAGGUACGACACCAGAUUACCCACAGUGCAUCUCUGUGUGCCCCUGUUCCCCAUGCUGUCCUGUUGGUUGUACGCAGUGAUGAGACUUUCACUGAAACGGACCGGUUGAAAGCAGAGGAACAUCUCAGCUUACUCGGGGUGUGGGGGUGGACUCGAAUCAUCGUGUUGUUCACCUGGGGAGACAAACUGGGAGUCACUCCUAUUGAGGAGCACAUUGAGAGAUGGCCUUCUCUUCAGUGGUUGGUGGACAAAUGUGGGAAUAGAUAUCAUGUUUUUGAUAACUCAAACAAAGGAGACAUUCAGGUGAGAGAACUGCUGGCAAAGAUUGAGGAAACAGAGGUGGAGAAUGAUACUGGACACUUGUUGCGAAGUUUUAUUAAACUCCAAGAAAGCAACAGGAAGCUUGAUCAAAUUUCCCAAAAGAAAGCAAACCAGCUCAAGAAGGCAAGAAAGGAAAAUGAUCUGCUGAGGCAAGCAGCAGAGGAGAAGGAGCGGGUAGCAGAGGACAUGAUUAAAACAACUGAAGAGAAAGAUGAGCAGAUUGAAGCUCUGAAGGCUGGGAAGGAGUCGGAAGAUAGGAAAAAUAAAGAUUAUGAAGAAGAGAUUAGCAGGAGAUUAGUGGAGGCUGAGCGGGAGAACAACCAGCUCAAAGAAGUCAUUAUGGGGAAAGACAGAAUGAUAACAAGUCUGAGUGAAAGAUGUGCUGUGAAAGAUGAUGUGAUAAAAGCUACAAAGCAAAGCAAUGAGGUGGAAAAGGAAGUGCUAGAGGAAAGAGUGAAGAAACAAGAGCAAGAGAGUGCAGCCUGGAAGGAAAAGUAUGAAGAGAAAGAUAAAGAGCUGGAUCAAAUGAUAAUUAAUCACAGAGGAGAAGCAAAAGAGCUUAAAGAGACAGUUGAACAGCUGAAGAGAGAAAAUGAAGAUACUAAGCAGGUGUUGAAGGCCGCAAUUGAAGGGAUGCAGAAAAAAGAAACAAUGACGGACCUCAAGUCAUUGGAGGAGCUUGGCCAACAACAAAAAUGGGCAUUCACUGUGCCACUGAGCCACCAUGGAGACACGGUUAAACCCAUUACAGAGACAGAACAAAAAAGACUGGUAGUGUCGGGCGAUGACAUCAUGCUGCAUGAGAAGAGAGAGACUGCUAACCAAGUGUGGCAACAUGAGGCUGAAUGGUUGUCGUCGUGGCUGAGGGCUGGAGGUGCUGCACUUGGAGCUGCUGUUGGGGCCCUUGCUGGCUCCUCCAGGGCGGUGCCAGGAGGUAGCUCCAGGUCAGCUGUUGGGGCUGCAGCUGGGGUUCUGCUGGGCAGCUUACUGCUCCAAGGAUCCAGGCCCCAGCAGGGGAAAAUACAGUCUGACACCAACUGCAAUGUGUUUGUGGUGGAAUCAUCGUUUGCAGUGUGGAUAAAGCGCACGUUCGGUGUGACCUCUUUGGCCCUCCUGUCGAGGCCCCCAGUCACAGCCUACUCUCCUCCCUCCCCCUAG
Molecule: messenger RNA, 2521 nt
Organism: Centropristis striata (black sea bass)
Lineage: Eukaryota; Metazoa; Chordata; Actinopteri; Perciformes; Serranidae
Product: GTPase IMAP family member 8-like
Exons: 6
Coding region: 59-2521 (820 amino acids)
Molecular function (GO): GTP binding
Source: RefSeq, a predicted model, not a curated record